AUCUGCUCUUUUCUUCUCCCCUGUAGCUCCCGAAAUCCCCCCCAAGCUGCCGGCAACAAUUUUUGAGAAAAACUGGUAAAAAAGCUUGGAUUUUCUCCUUAUUUUCUUGUCCAAAAACCAGAUUUGAGCUUAGAAACCUCCUCCCCCUGCUGGAAAAUCCGGAUCUGCUCUGCUCCUCCUCUUCACCGCCGGCUGCUCCUGCUUUGUGGGGUGUGUUUUGCUCCGGUUUUUGGUAAGAAAUAGCCAUGAAACUCCCUUAUCCAGCUUUAAUUGCCUUGGGUUUACGUUAAUUGCUCUUAUUUCCUUCAAUUUUUGGAUGGAUUUCCCGUGAGCUUCUUCUCCAAAUUCCCGCCGGCAACUUCCCCAACUGCAGCUCCAGUUUUAGCUGGAGAAUUCUGGAAGCGAAAUCGAGGACGGGGAAACCACGGGAAGUGACGAGUUAGAAGGCUAGCUAUUUCGAGAUUGAUAUAGAUUUUAGAAAUAGAUCAUGAUCUUGUAAGCUAAAUUGUAUUUGGAGAUUUUAUGAUAUCAAAGUAGAUUUAUAAUUUGAUCUUCAGAUUUUGAUGGUAUCAGAUUGUGGUAUGAUAAGUUCUGAGCCUUAUGCAUUCGUGGGACCCUCUCACGAGUGCACGGCGUCUACCACGUUCCCGGAUUUGGGUUUUGAGGCAUGACAGCCUUAAUCAAGAAAACUCAAACAACGCCCAGCCCUAAAUACAAAGUUCUGAAAAUAAAGGCAUAUAGGAAUCUGAAUGCAAUAUUUAUUGACUUUAUGAUUUUAUUUUUAUUCUUUAUGGUAAUCACGAGAUUUGUUAAUAUAGCAAUAUAGAGAUU
Rubroshorea leprosula is the source of this 831-nucleotide messenger RNA. The record is from the annotation of a GenBank genome assembly. NCBI's taxonomy places the organism in Eukaryota, Viridiplantae, Streptophyta, Magnoliopsida, Malvales, Dipterocarpaceae.